Messenger RNA from Peronospora matthiolae, 1776 nucleotides. NCBI's taxonomy places the organism in Eukaryota, Oomycota, Peronosporomycetes, Peronosporales, Peronosporaceae. The record is from the annotation of a GenBank genome assembly.
AUGAAGAUCCUAUCAAUUGUGAGUGUCGGGCUGUUCGUAGUGAUCACAAGACUAACCCUCAUCGAAGCCCAAUCGUGCGGCCCUCGUAUUCGAAAAGAUUGGGAUAUGAUGACGGCGAUCGAGAAGACCACAUACCGAAAUGCCAUUCGUGCUUCCAUGGACUCCGGUGCCUACAUCAAGUUCGUCGAGAUGCACACUGAGAUGCGAUCCGAGAUGGAAGCUCAUCGACAGUGUAUGUUUGUCUACUGGCAUCGUUUGCUGCUAGUCGUUUUUGAAAAUAUGCUCCGUGGCCAAGGCGCUGCAUACGCAUGUGUGACGAUUCCUUACAUGAACUGGAUAGCUGCAAGUGCACGCGUAACUUCCGGUGCUUGCAAUUCGUUUAGCAAUUGCAUGACCAUCAUGGGGGAGUUAGGUGGCUCUAGUAGUGGCACUCAUCGCACGUUGUCCAUCAAUGGGAUCAACAGCUCUGGGCGGUGCGUCAACCUGCCGCCAGUAGAUCGCUUUUGCCAGCUCCACUCCCUCACGGGUACCGCAUGUGCCGGGUGUGUCCCCCGAGGGGACUGGUCGACUGCUCGUGUACCCAGCACUACAGGCUAUGCUUCGGUGCGAGCUCAGAUCUUCAACGGCGCCAACAUCGGCCAAAUGUCGCCGUCGAUUGAACAAGGGUGCCACAACAACGUGCACGCUAACUUGGGCAGUACCAUGGACACGUUUGCUUCCCCUUCGGACCCUAUCUUCUGGUCGCACCACGCCAUGGUCGACUCGCUGCAUGUCAUCUUCCACAAGUGCCGCGUCGGGACGACCCGGCUUACUUUCGAGCAGAAGGCGUCACACUCUUUAGCUUGGUCUUCUUGCACUCGUCGAGACUCAGGUGCCUUCCAUCCGACUGACACGAUCACGAUGCGAACAGGAGAAAGAGGUCGAAAUCCGAUCCCGGGGUCGAGCGAUCCGCAAAUAGGCCGGUUCUUUACGGGAGUUCCGAAUCAAUUUGCGGGUCUUAUGGAUGUUCGAGACCUAGGCGCAAGCAGCUACGGAUACGCUGUCAGUGGCCAGGUCGCCACCAUGUUUACGCAGUGCGAUGCCUCGCCUCGAUCUCGAAGGCUGGAGGAAACUGCUGCUACAAAUGAUACUUCAGCCCCGACUCUCUGCGAGGUGGCAGGAGAUGAAAGCUACCUUGAUGAAGACCGAAACGACUACGCCUCGCAGAACAGCUUCCCAGAAACAGACUACAGAGGUGAGGACGAUGGUCACGAAGACGUUGUUAUUGUAGACAAAUGGGGCAACGCGAUCGAUGCGAACACUUCGAGAGAAGACCAUUACGCCGAUGACGCGGAAAUGCAAGUGGCGGACUGGUAUGACGAGACUCUUGAGGCUAUGGGGGGCGACUCACGCGACAACAUGGACGAUCUCGAGCGUCAAGCCUGCAUGUUUGAGAACUAUUGUUUAGGUGGUACGAAGGACUAUACACCGGAGUUCAAGGCCGCUUCAAAAACCAAGAAGCCGCGAUGUAAACAUAUUGUCGACGCCAUCAACAACGGGUCGCUAUCGAUUCAGUACGAGUCGUGGCGCGAGGCUAUGGAGGCUCGAUUUGGUUGCCCAGAGCCGACUGAGGCGAUAAACUCGACUUCAAACACGACUCUGUGGGGGUCGUCGUCUGGAUCGGAUUCAUGGGUUUCAGUAGGAACAGACAUCCAGGAAGCGCUGACCGACACCGUGCAGCAACUUCCUGAUCUGGUUGUUGUCACUAAUCUUGAUCGCAUCCCAAUCAAAACAUAA